UUUUUUUUUUUCUUCUUCGCUGCGAACCUCGAGAAUCUGUUAUUAGAUACAUUAUGAAGUUAACACCAGCCACUUUAUCCGAGUGGAUCGAUCAACCGCUUCAGGAUGUGAAGGAUCUCAACCUGAGCAACAAAGAAAUUACUCACAUUGACGAUAUUUCCGUUUGCGUGUCUUUGCGUAAACUCAAUUUGACCAGCAACAGCUUGUCUGGUGAACAUUCCAUCUCUGGCUUACGCUACCUGGCCGCCGUGACAUGGCUCAACUUGGCGCACAAUCAACUCGACAGUUUCGAAGGUCUUGAGAACCUCAAGACUCUUUUUGUCCUUAACAUGAGCCAUAAUCAGUUGAAUCGUAUCAGUAUCCAUGUUUCCAAACUGACCGAACUCAAAGCUCUCAUUCUGAGUCACAACACCAUCAAGACAAUCGAUAACAUUUUUGACCUCGUGAACCUGAAUACCAUUGUGUUAUCGCAUAAUCGAAUCGAGAAACUGCCGAGUCUUCCGUACUUGACGGAAUUAACCAAAUUAUCCGUCGCUCACAAUGUCUUGCGCGAAAUCCCGGAUUUAUCGGCCAAUGAGUCCCUGAAGGAACUGAGACUCAACGACAACAAAAUCACAAAGAUACCCGAUUCCUUGAGAAACUGCAACGCCCUCGAAAUUAUCGAUUUUGGCAAUAAUUUAUUGUCAGAAUGGAGUGAUAUUGCCCCUCUCGGUUCGUUGAUCCGAUUGAAUAAUCUGAAUCUCAAAGGAAACCCUGUUGCUUCCAAGGAAGGAUAUCGAGAAAAGAUUUUGGCCUUGAUUCCUUCUUUACGUAUUUUGGAUGGUGAACGUUUCGAUCCCAGAUUUUUGGAGCGUAAGAAGAAACAGGAAUCGAAUCCCAAAUUGAUGGAAAAGAAGGAACGUCUCAAACGUGAAAAGAAGAUGAAGGAAUUGGAAAAGGUGAAUGGAGAAGAAAGUGCACCAAAGGAGAGAAAGCCACGACACAAAAAGUUGAAACGAGAAGCAUCCGCAGACGAUGGUCAGGAUGAUGAAACGUCCGAAGCAAAGACGAACAAGUCGGUCUCAAAGAAGAGAAAGAACGACGAUGCGGGUAGCAAACAACCUGUCAAGCACGCAAAAACCGAAGGUCCAGCAAAGAAAAAAGUAGCGAAACCUAACAAUGAGGACGAUGCGAAGAAGAGAAAGGCAGAGGACGUCGAAAAGAAGCAAAACAAAAAGCUAAAGGGUGCGGCGAGCGACGGUGCACAAAAGAAAACGUCCGAUGCCAAGGGUCAAAUUAGCGGUGGUGAUACCAAGAAGAAAGAGGCCAAGGCAGCCGAUGGAUCCAAAAAUCAACAGAAAGCUCAACCUGCCAAGGAAAAGAAGAAGGCCGAUGCUUUCUUUGUUAAAGAGCCUGCUUCCGAAGCCAAGAAAGACGCGGCGACGGCUGUCCCCAAUAAGGCUCAAGCUGCAGCACCUGCAGAGAGUGGCAAAAAGAAAACUGCAAAUGCACAGAGCACCACCUCUGCUGUGGUUGCCUCAGCCAAGCCAGUUGAAGUGCGAACCGGUGUGGUGUCUGUGAUUGACAAGACAAAGAAGGCCAAAUCAGUCGCACCAAAGAACGAUGUACUCAGCGCAUUAGAGCACAACAGCACAACACAAGAAUCCAGUACAGGCUUGGAUGUCGGUGGAUGGGAUUAAAUAGGUUUUCUCCUUUAUUUUUUCGCUUUGACAGCGUCCCCUUCAGAUUUUCUAGCAUAUCUCUUUUUUUGUUUUUGAUGCAUUACAUUUUUUUUUUUUUUUUGGCGGAUCAUUGUCAGAUCUGUUCUUCAUGAUAAUCAUACAAUCAAUAAAACCUAGUACUCAC
Radiomyces spectabilis is the source of this 1845-nucleotide messenger RNA. RefSeq lists its product as uncharacterized. The coding region runs from base 54 to 1679 and encodes 541 amino acids. The transcript is spliced from 5 exons. The record is from RefSeq and is a predicted model, not a curated record. Gene Ontology annotation, cellular component: cytoplasm. Gene Ontology annotation, molecular function: protein binding. NCBI's taxonomy places the organism in Eukaryota, Fungi, Mucoromycota, Mucoromycetes, Mucorales, Radiomycetaceae.